Carcharodon carcharias (great white shark) is the source of this 705-nucleotide messenger RNA. Its product is annotated as probable N-acetyltransferase camello. The record is from RefSeq and is a predicted model, not a curated record. NCBI's taxonomy places the organism in Eukaryota, Metazoa, Chordata, Chondrichthyes, Lamniformes, Lamnidae. Gene Ontology annotation, molecular function: N-acetyltransferase activity. Bases 1 to 705 code for a protein of 234 amino acids. The transcript has a single exon.
AUGGACAGGGGUCCCGCGGGGGGUCAAAGUUCGGCGGCGAUGCCCGGUCUGGUCAUCCGGCCCUAUCUUCCGGAGGAUUCCGCCCAGGCCCGGCGGAUAUUUGAGGCCGGGAUACUGGAGCUGGUUCCAGCCGCCUUCCGGAGGGCGUCCCGAUCGCCAGCCAACCUCGGCCUGCUCCUGGCCGUCUCGGGAGCGGUUUACGCCCUCACCGCUUCACCGGCACUCGCCGGGCUGAGCGCCCUGGCGCUCCUGGCCCUGGUCCUCCUCGCCUGCCGGGAAGCCUACGCCGGGUACGUCCGGGAGUCGCUGAGGGGGGACUUGGCCGACAUCGAGGGGCGCUACCUGAGGGGGAACCGGGGCGGUUUCUGGGUGGUUCAGGCGGAAGGGGCCGGGCGUCUGGCGGGCACAGUGGGCGCCAAACCUGACCCCGGUGACCCCACCGCCUGCCAGCUGAUGCGGCUGUCGGUGGACAGGCGGUACCGCCACCAUGGGCUGGGGUCCCGGCUCACCCAGACGGUCCUGGAUUUUGCGCGCGCUAGCGGCUACCACCGCUGCUCUCUCCAGACAUCCAGCGUCCAGGAGCCCGCCCUGCGCCUGUACCGGAGGCUGGGCUUCCGUCUCGUGAGCUCCAACCGGCCGCCAAGUGCCGGGCUCCUGAUCCAAUUGUCCAACAUCCGGGUGUGCACGCUGGAGAAGAGGCUGUGA